This is a messenger RNA of Leptidea sinapis, 715 nucleotides long. RefSeq names its product gamma-glutamylcyclotransferase-like. Bases 428 to 715 code for a protein of 95 amino acids. Gene Ontology annotation, molecular function: gamma-glutamylcyclotransferase activity. The transcript has 2 exons. The record is from RefSeq and is a predicted model, not a curated record. Lineage: Eukaryota; Metazoa; Arthropoda; Insecta; Lepidoptera; Pieridae.
UAAAAAUAACAUAAAUGAGUAAUGACUUACGUUUAUAAGCUAAAACGCGUAUCUACAUUUUAUCACAAAUACCUACCCACAGCUCGUUAACGAUAUGCAUUUAAAAACGUAACAAAUGUUGCAACUGAAUCGAAAACGUGCUCGAUUAAACUUUGUAAUAAUAAUAUUAUGAAUUAUCACGUUUUAUUCAAGAUUACAACCAUGGAUUUUAAAUCGUUCCGCAUUAAAAGAUAGUAAAGUAUAUAUUUUUUCACCAAGUCAUUGCUGUAGUCUAAUGAGCAAAGAUAAACCCUUAGGAAAACCCUCUUCUACUUACCAGUGAGCUCUAAACAUUCGUCAGUUCGUCAAUGCAAAACUGGAACCUCUAUUACUAGGUACCUACAUAUAAGGUACUACAUCUGUGCGGUUCGUAAUUAAAGUAAAAAUAAUGCUGAUUUAUAUGUUUAUGUUGGUUUUCAUUGACGCAAGCAAAGUUUUACCUGACUAUAAUGAUAGUGUUUUGUAUUUUGCUUACGGUAGCAACCUUUACAAAAGAAGAAUGCAAAUAAAUGUUCCAUCCGCUGUAUUUAUUGGUCCGGCUGUGUUAAAGGACUACAGACUAGAUUUUAAUAAAUAUUCUUCAAACUGGCGAGGAGCAGCAGCGACUAUUGUGGAAGACCCUGGCAAUGCUGUUUGGAGUAUGAAUCCUGGGGAAAUUCUCAAAUUGGAUAAGUAG